Messenger RNA from Salvelinus namaycush (lake trout), 2732 nucleotides. Its product is annotated as zinc finger protein 260-like. NCBI's taxonomy places the organism in Eukaryota, Metazoa, Chordata, Actinopteri, Salmoniformes, Salmonidae. Gene Ontology annotation, molecular function: RNA polymerase II cis-regulatory region sequence-specific DNA binding; DNA-binding transcription factor activity. The transcript has a single exon. The record is from RefSeq and is a predicted model, not a curated record. The coding region runs from base 51 to 2294 and encodes 747 amino acids. Gene Ontology annotation, biological process: regulation of transcription by RNA polymerase II.
ACGAUAUACUUGUAAUAAGUGUGAACAGCUCCCUGCCUCAAAAGAUCAUUAUGCUACUAGAGGAGAACAGGGUCCUGAAUGAACGUCUCUCUCUGGCCAAGGAGACUUCAACACUGAACGCUGAUUCUGAUGAAGUCACAAUCCCAAAUGAUCUCAAGGAUCAUCCAGGGAGUUCUACCAGACUGGGAUCCUCUGCUGUGGCUACUAUGAACACUACCAUGGACCACUUUCCUGAAUUGACAGGUCAAUCACAGAUGAAAACAGGAGCCCCCCUGUCUUCGCCGGGGCCAUCCGAUGAGGCCCUCCUCCUGUCUUCGCCGGGGCCAUCCGAUGAGGCCCUCCUCCUGUCUUCUCCGGGGCCAUCCGAUGAGGCCCUCCUCCUGUCUUCGCCGGGGCCAUCCGAUGAGGCCCUCCUCCUGUCUUCGCCGGGGCCAUCCGAUGAGGCCCUCCCCCUGUCUUCGCCGGGGCCAUCCGAUGAGGCCCUCCCCCUGUCUUCGCCGGGGCCAUCCGAUGAGGCCCUCCCCCUGUCUUCGCCGGGGCCAUCCGAUGAGGCCCUCCCCCUGUCUUCGCCGGGGCCAUCCGAUGAGGCCCUCCCCCUGUCUUCGCCGGGGCCAUCCGAUGAGGCCCUCCCCCUGUCUUCGCCGGGGCCAUCCGAUGAGGCCCUCCCCCUGUCUUCGCCGGGGCCAUCCGAUGAGGCCCUCCCCUUGUCUUCUCCGGGGCCAUCCGAUGAGGCCCUCCUCCUGUCUUCUCCGGGGCCAUCCGAUGAGGCCCUCCUCCUGUCUUCUCCGGGGCCAUCCGAUGAGGCCCUCCCCCUGUCUUCUCCGGGGCCAUCCGAUGAGGCCCUCCCCCUGUCUUCUCCGGGGCCAUCCGAUGAGGCCCUCCCCCUGUCUUCUCCGGGGCCAUCCGAUGAGGCCCUCCCCAUGUCUUCUCCGGGGCCAUCCGAUGAGGCCCUCCCCCUGUCUUCUCCGGGGCCAUCCGAUGAGGCCCUCCCCAUGUCUUCGCCGGGGCCAUCCGAUGAGGCCCUCCUCCGCCGCUCUUGUGACAAGACAUUUACCAGUCGGUCUAAAAAACAUGAGAAAAACCCCUCAAGAGAUGGAUCUCACCCCUGUGACCAGUGUGAGAAGAGUUUUGUAACACAAAAACUUCUGGAAAAACACCAGAUGAGUCACUCCAACUCUCAUGUGUGCUCUGAUUGUGGAAAGAGAUUCCGUCGGGCUGAUCACCUAAAGAGACAUCAGAGAGGCCACACUGAGAACAAACUGUACAUUUGCCCUCAUUGUGGGAAAAGCUUUGGUUACUCUGGAAAGUUAACCCAACAUGUGAGACUUCACACUGGGGAGAAACCCUACCAGUGCUCCGAUUGUGGCAAAAUGUUUGCUGCUAUUAAAACAAUGAAAAGACACCAAGAGGUUCAUUCAACACAUAGGGUGAAGCCUCAUGUUUGCACUACCUGUGGAAAGGGCUUUGCUCGACAUGAAUACUUAAAAAAACAUUGCACCAUUCACACUGGAGUGAAACCGCAUCAGUGCUCUGACUGUGGAAAGAGCUUCUGUCUGCUUGAUCAUUUAACUCGGCACCAGAAAAAAGCACAUGGAGAGAGGCUAUUCCCUUGCUUUGUUUGCAAACAGUGUUUUGUUUCAGAGCACACCCUGAAAGUUCAUCAGAAAAAGCAUACAAGGCCUUACCACUGCUCCCUAUGUGACAAGAGAUAUGCCGAUAAGGGGAAUUUAGCAGUCCAUCUGCGUGUACACACUGGAGAGAAGCCACACCUUUGCUCCCAGUGUGGGAAAUGUUUCUCUGGUAAACAACAACUUCAAUUACACCUCUUGGUACAUUCAGGUGAGAAGUCUUAUAAAUGUUCUCACUGUGAAAGGAGUUUCGCUAAUACGCCUAUCCUGAAAAGACACAUACGAACCCACACCGGAGAGAAACCGUACCGCUGCUCUGAAUGUGGGAGGAGUUUCGCUGAUGGGGAUACACUCACAAAACAUCUGCGAACCCACACUGGAGCGAAGCCGUACCUUUGCUCUCUGUGCGGGAAACGUUUCUCUGUUAAACAACGUCUUAAAGAGCAUCUAAUGGUACAUUCAGGUGAGAAGCCUCAUCCCUGUUCUCACUGUGCGAGGAGUUUCACUAGUACAUCUAAUCUGAUAAGACACUUGCGAACCCACACUGGAGAGAAACCGUUCAAAUGCCUUGACUGUGGGAAGGGGUUUGCUCGCUCGGCAACCCUCAAAAAUCACCAGCGUAUCCACGGUAGGGUCACCAAGGACCAAGCUCCCAAGGACCAAUAGCUGCACAGAGAACUCUACAUAGUAGCUUCACCACAACUGUCUGUCGUGUGUCUGUACCAGAAGUCAGAAUAUCAGAAAAAGUAUUCUCUGUAGGCUCUAUUUCUCUUACAUUAUUUUAAGGGGUUUUAAGUGGGGAUGCGCGAUAUAUCGGUGAACAUAUUGGAAUCGUCCGAUAUUAGCUAAAAAUGCCAACAUCGGUAUCGGCCCGAUGUCUAGUUUAACACCUAUGUCAAAAACCGAUGUCAAAGCUACCGUAUAUACCUAACGUAACGUAGGUACAUGACGUAAUGACGCCACAUAAAAUUUUGCGCUACACCUACAACACAGAAUUCUUAACCUCGCCCACAAUGUCUGCCGUGUGGAUCGAGCAGUCAAGCAGUCAUUUGAAAGAGUAAGAACAUUUCAGCGAGACAACUCAAAGGCGAAAUCCAUUAAAGC